Bacidia gigantensis is the source of this 1818-nucleotide messenger RNA. RefSeq lists its product as uncharacterized. Gene Ontology annotation, molecular function: manganese ion binding; metalloaminopeptidase activity. Lineage: Eukaryota; Fungi; Ascomycota; Lecanoromycetes; Lecanorales; Ramalinaceae. Bases 1 to 1818 code for a protein of 605 amino acids. The transcript is spliced from 4 exons. Gene Ontology annotation, biological process: (1->6)-beta-D-glucan biosynthetic process; cell wall biogenesis. The record is from RefSeq and is a predicted model, not a curated record.
AUGUCAGAGCAUGCGGCUGACAGCAAGGACAGCUUUCUAAAGAUGAUAUCGGCUGCUACAGGAGGCGUCGUAAUCAACUACUCCGAUCGUUUCACACUAUCUGGAAUGAGUGGGACGUUCCCCCCAAAUGUGCAGCAGGCAGUGAAAAGCGUCACAGACACAAAAGGACCCGAAACACAAAAUCAAAUUCAGGAUGGGGCAAACAACGCGGCAGCUGGAAACAACGGACUAUAUGGCACACCAUAUUCGUUACAAACAGGCGCAACGAAGUAUGCACCAAUGCAAAAGAAGCCGGGGACCAAGAUUACAGCAAAGAAUCCGACAAUGCAGUAUCCCACAAGUUCUGCCAAAAUUGCCAAAACUGCACUGCCACCGCCGAAGCAGCUCACGACCAUGACCCAAUCAGUCACCUAUUCUGCCGUCAGUAGGGAAAAUACGGCGUCGCCAUUGCCAGCGGGUAAAUAUCCUGCAAAAGCUCAUUGCCGUAAAGUAGCAGAACGACUCAAGGAUGAGUUCGGCAACGAUGCUCCUACCGUUCUCUACCUUCAAGGCCAGCAAACUCGUAUGCAAGAGGACAAUGACGAAGCUGUGCCCUUUAGGCAACGUCGUCAUUUCAUUUACCUUUCUGGCUGCCUUGUACCGGACUGUCAUCUAAUCUACGAUAUCCCUACCCACUUGCUUACGCUCUUCAUCCCAGCUUUAGAUCCUGACAGCGUCAUAUGGUCCGGUCUGCCGCUUAGUCAAGAACAAGCUAUCGAGAAGUACGACAUAGACGACUGCUUCACAAAUGCAGAACUAGAGAACCACUUCCAAUCCUUGGCCAGCAAGAGUGAAAAGGCCAUCCUUGCGGUCACCGGUCGAGGAGAGCUACCUUUUACGCCGGCCGGCUUCAGCCAGACUAACCAGGAUGCAUUGCAUGCUACAAUCGAUGUCUGUCGAGUCACUAAGGAUGCGUACGAAGUUGCACUUCUACGAAAAGCCAACGCCAUCACAGCCGACGCUCAUACCUCUGCCCUGAAGCACAUUCCUGAGUCUGGCAACGAGACUGAGUUGCAGGGCCAAUUCCUCUGUACCUGCGUGUCGCAGGGGGCGAAAAACCAGGCUUACGGGGGUAUAUUUGGCUGCGGCGCCAACGCCGCUACGCUACACUACCAAAAGAAUGACGACCCGCUGCGUGAGAAGAGAGUGAUCCUGAUCGACGCAGCUGCAGAAUGGCAGGGUUAUUGCGCCGACGUUACGAGGACGAUGCCGCUACAUCCGGACGGGUUCGACAAGGAGAGCGCACAAAUAUAUGUAAUCGUCGAGCAGAUGCAGGAAGCUUGCUUCAAAAUGCUGAAAGCGGGUGUGAAGUGGGAAGAUGUACAUCUGUUGGCUCACGAGAUCGCGAUUGAAGGCUUGCUUUCGAUUGGAUUGCUCAAGGGGGAGAAGGCCGCUAUUCUGGAGGCUCGAACGAGCGUUGCCUUCUUCCCUCACGGAUUGGGCCAUUAUCUGGGGCUAGACACGCACGAUACAGGUGGCAACGCCGACUAUGAAGAUCCGGAUUCAAUGUUUCAGUAUCUGAGAGUGAGGGGCACACUGCCGGAGAACAGCGUGAUUACUGUGGAGCCAGGCGUGUAUUUCUGCCGAUUUAUCAUUGAGCCGUAUCUCCAGGAUGAGAAGCACAAGCAAUUCAUUGAUGAGGCCGUGUUGGAGCGGUACUGGGAGGUUGGUGGUGUGAGGAUUGAGGAUGAUGUGCUGAUCACGAGAGACGGCUAUGAGAAUUUAACGACGGCUCCAAAAGGAAUCGAUGACAUGAUGCGGGUGAUGUAUGGGGAAUGA